AUGGAGCUGGGGCUGGCGUUCCUCUUGGUGCUCGCCUUGACCAACUCAGGAUCCCUGUCUCUGUCCCCACUUUCUGGGGCUGGCAGGAGCGGAGAAGCCGGGGCCUCCCCGGCAGCCAGUUCUGAGGGUGGCUUGAAGGAGAGGGGAAUGGCUGCAGGAGUGCAGGGCCCGCACCCCGCCAGCUCCGGACAGGAGCAGGGUCCAGACCCUGUCGGGGUGCCCCGACCCCGGGACCGACGCUGCACGUGUUUCACAUACAAGGACAAAGAGUGCGUCUACUAUUGCCACCUGGACAUUAUUUGGAUCAACACGCCUGAACGUACUGUGCCCUACGGACUGUCCAACCCCAGUGCCAGCUUCCGGGGCAGGAGGGCCUCGGGACUGACCCCACAGUCCCUGCCACCAGCCCAGCAGGCCCAGCGCUGCACCUGUAUGGAUGAUCAUGACUGGGCCUGUGUGAGCUUCUGCACCUGGACCCCCGCUGCCAGCAGGAAUACAAGAGGCGAAGAGGAUCCUCCAGAGAGGAGAAAGGCCAGGCAUGAAGGAUUCUGA
Messenger RNA from Suncus etruscus (white-toothed pygmy shrew), 552 nucleotides. RefSeq names its product endothelin 3 (gene EDN3). Gene Ontology annotation, cellular component: extracellular region. The coding region runs from base 1 to 552 and encodes 183 amino acids. Gene Ontology annotation, biological process: vein smooth muscle contraction; intracellular calcium ion homeostasis; regulation of vasoconstriction. The record is from RefSeq and is a predicted model, not a curated record. Gene Ontology annotation, molecular function: hormone activity; endothelin B receptor binding. The transcript is spliced from 5 exons. Lineage: Eukaryota; Metazoa; Chordata; Mammalia; Eulipotyphla; Soricidae.